Messenger RNA from Emiliania huxleyi CCMP1516, 480 nucleotides. RefSeq lists its product as hypothetical. Gene Ontology annotation, biological process: translational initiation. The coding region runs from base 1 to 480 and encodes 159 amino acids. Gene Ontology annotation, cellular component: eukaryotic translation initiation factor 2B complex. The transcript is spliced from 5 exons. Lineage: Eukaryota; Haptophyta; Isochrysidales; Noelaerhabdaceae. The record is from RefSeq and is a predicted model, not a curated record. Gene Ontology annotation, molecular function: guanyl-nucleotide exchange factor activity; translation initiation factor activity.
AUGUCCGUGACACGUCCACGACACGUCCACAGGCUGGCAGAGGCCGGCAUCGCCACCACGCUCAUCGCCGACGGCGCGAUCUUCGCGAUGAUGGCGCGCGUGAACAAGGUGAUCGUCGGCGCGCACGCCGUGAUGGCAAACGGCGGGCUGUACGCCUCCGCCUCGUGCCACCUCCUCGCCAUCGCAGCGCAGCACCACUCGGUGCCGCUCGUGGUUUGCGCCGGGCUGUACAAGCUCGCGCCGCUCUUCCCGUCCGGCCCAGAGCAGUACAACUCGCUCCUCUCGCCGCAGCCGCUGCUGCCGUACGGAGGCGUCGACGAGGAGGCGCAGCGCGUGCCUGUGCACGUGGUCAACCCUGCCUACGACUACGUGCCGCCCGAGCUGGUCUCGCUCCUCAUCACAAACAUCGGCGCCAACCACCCCUCGUACAUCUACCGGCUGCUGCAAGAGUACUACCACCCCGACGACCACGACCUCUGA